CAGACCGCGGGCCGCAGUCAGUGCUGCGCCGGGAGGACUGGGUGUCGGGUCGUGUGGCCCUGUGCGUGUACGGGCGAGAGUGCGCGAUGCAGUAGAGCGGCGCAAUGCCCUCUGGGAACCCGGGCGCCGCGGCGGGAGGUCUGUGGCCCAGCCCGGCCGACACAGACCUCGCGGCCAUCAGGCGCCUGCUGGAGAGCGAGGCCACCACAGGCUGCUGUCCCAGCUGCAACAUGCCGUUCGACAAGGGCAAGAAGAGGAAGCUGAUCGACGCGUGCGGCCACGAGCGCUGCUACUCCUGCAUGUUCCGCAACGAGGCGUGUCCGCUGUGCGGCGACCAGGCCCUGCCGCCCAAGAAGAGCGUGGGCAGCGCCGACCAGAGCUGCCCCUACGGCGAGGUGAAGGCGGGCGCCCAGAUGCGGCCCAAGGUCAAGACCAACGGCCACUUCACGUCCUACAUGCAGUCUCGCCAGGAGGGCAGCCCCGCCGCGCAGCCCGCUGAUUGGUCGGAGUGCCCGAGCCGGCUGCCCAAGGCGCGACCCUCCUCCACUCGCAGCCUGGCCAGGCACGAGGCUCCGCCCACCUCCAUGACGCAGAGCUGCCCCACACCACCUCAGAGCCGACGGAGGUUCUUCCUCAGCCCCAAGUCCAUUCGUAGUCCGUGGGCGCAGCGAGGGGACAGAUCCGGACCACGCCUCAGCCAAGCCGACCCUCUGGACAACCCUUCUGCACUCUCUGACGAUGAAGGGGGCAGCAUCCGGCCUGUGGCCCCGGGCAAGAAGUCCUCGCAGAGCGACCUCUACAUGCGACUGCAGCUGCUGCUGGGGGACAACGCGCGACGAGCGGCCCGAAGCGCGCUCUCCCCAGCUCGUCGCCCCGACCGCAGUCCUCGCAGCCACGAGUCCUGCGCAUCGUUCUCCUCUCUGGCCAGCCUCGAGGCUCACACCCUCACGUCCACCAACACCAGCCCCGUCUCCACGCUCACAGGCUCGUCGGAGGUCGACGUGAACGGCCACGUGCGGACGCUCCAGGACCCGUCCUCGGAGAGCAUCACCUCGCUCAUGUCUGUGUCGGGGCAGAGCAAUUCCUCCAGCCCCGUGAGCCGUCGCCACUCCGUCACCACAUCGCAACCGGGCCAAGUGGAAGAACUGAAUGUGUUUAAGAACAGGCGAGCAUCAAUCCGAAGGUCUGCGCGUACUGGCUCGGUCAAAGGCCCGAUUGAUCCUAAAGUGAGGUUCGCGCAGUACCGCGCCCCGCAGCUCACGCUCAAGCCGCUGUUCUUCGAGGUGCCCCUGCAGGAGCCCGACCCGCUGUUCCUGGGGCGCCACUGGCUGGUGCGCGAGAUGGAGGCCGUGCUGGGCUCGGCACGGCCCGGCGUGCUGGUUCACGGCGAGGCGGGCACGGGCAAGACCGCGCUCGUGCUGCAGCUGGUCGAGUACAGCUGCUUCGGGCGGCGGCGCGAGCCCGCCUACCGGCAAGAUUCGUACACCUGCAACGGCAAGGACCGGCCGCUCGGAGCGUCUCAGAGCAUCUACUGCCAGAUCAAUCUAGUCUCGGAGAGGAUAAGGCACCUGGCGUCGCAUGUCGUGGCCUACCACUUCUGCCAGGCAGACAACAACGCCACGUGUCUGGUGCCUGACUUCGUGCACUCGCUGGCGGCCCAGCUGUGCCAGGCGCCGCAGCUGGUGGCUUACCGGGAGCUGCUGCUGAGCGAGCCGACCCUCCAGAACUCUGUGUGCCUGAGGGAGUGCGUGGCGGACCCCCACCUGGCCCUGACGCGGGGCGUGCUGGAGCCCCUGGCGGGACUGAGACGGGCGGGGCGGAUCGCCGGGGAGCAGUGCGUGGUGCUGGUUGACGCUCUGUGCGACGCGGAGUACCACCGGCCCGACCACGGCCUCACCCUCGCCCAGUUCCUCGCACGGCACCUGCACGCCUUCCCGCCGUGGCUCAAGCUGGUCUGCACCGUGCGCACGCAGCUGCUGGAGGUCGCGCAAGACCUGCCGUGCCACAGGAUCAGUCUGGACAUGGCGGGCUCCAGCGAGCACCUCCAGAAGGACAUGCUGGACUACAUCAGCUUCCGCAUGAGCAACAGUCCCAGCAUUCAGAGCAACGUGGCAGCGGCCAGCAGCCAGUCGCGCUUCUCGCAGCACCUGGCGCGCCUGGCGCACGGCUCCUUCCUGUUCGCCAAGCUCACCCUGGACCUGCUGGAGCGAGGCCACUUGGUGGUCAAGUCCUCGGGCUACAAGGUGCUGCCGGUGUCGCUGGCGCAGAUAUUCCUGCUGCACUUCAACCUGCGCUUCCCAACCGCACGAUCCUUUGAGCAAGUGUCGCCCAUCCUUGGCGUGUGCCUGGCCGCGCUCUACCCGCUCACGCUGCUGGAGAUCUACUACUCCGUGUGCGCGCUGCAAGCACACGCCUUCCUGCCCUGGGACGAGUUCCUGCACCGGUUCAAGAUGCUGUCCGGGCUCCUGGUGAAGCGCCAGGACAACACCCACAUGUUCUUCCACCCGUCGUUCCGGGAGUGGCUGAUGCGGCGCGACGAGGCGGAGAGCUGCAAGUUCGUGUGCGACCUGCGGGCGGGCCACGCGGCCGUCGCGCUACGCCUGUCGCGCGUGCAGGCGCCGCUGAGCGCGGACCAGACGCUGGAGCUGGGCCACCACGUGCUCAAGGCGCACGUGUACCGCAGCAUGACGCUGCUGCGCUGCUCCAGCCGCGACCUGCAGGCGCUGUGGGUCGCCGCGAGCGCCGGCGACGUGUCGGCCGCCGUGUGCUGCCUGCGCAACGUCUACAACCCCAACGUCAAGGUGUCGCGGCUGCUGCUGCUGGCCGGCGCGGACCCCGACCACCGCACCGAGUGCCUUGGCAGCGCGCCGGCACUCUGCAUGUUCGCGCACGAGGGCUGCCUGGAGAUGGUGUCCCUGCUGCUGGAGUUCCGGGCGGACCCGGAGCUGAGCAACAGCCAGGGCUGCACGGCGCUGGCCCUGGCGGCGGCGCGCGGGCACCUGGAGGUGUGCCGGCGCCUGGUGGCGGCGGGCGCCAGCCUGGGCGCCACCGACACCGCCGGCCAGAGCCCGCUGGUGCACGCCGCGAGGCAGGGCCACGCCGGCACCGUGGCGCUGCUGGUGUCCUGCGACUGGCUGCUGCGGCGGCCGGAGCGCGAGGUCACGCUGGCCGAGGCUGCCCAGCAGGCGCUGGUGGCCGCCUCGGGCCAGGGCCACGUCGAGAUAGCAGAGUACCUGCUGGAUAUGGGCGAAGUGAAGGCGGACGCCCUGGACUCCCUCUCGGGGGAGACGGCACUCACGGUGGCUGCGGCCAGCGGCUCUCUCCACGUGGUGGCAGCCCUGCUGGGCCGCGGCGCCAGUGUCUGCGCGGUCAACCGCAAGGAGCUGUCGCCACUGCUGCUGGCGGUGAAGGAGGGCCACUGGGCGGUGGCGGAACGCCUGCUGCAGCACCACGCGCCGAUCGAGCAGGCCGAUGCCACCGGCCGCACACCGCUCAUGCUGGCUGCCAUCGAGGGCCACACGGGCGUCCUGGAGCUGCUGCUCGACAAGGGUGCGUCGCUGUCGCGCCAGGACCGCGACGGGCUGUCGGCGUUGGGCUGGGCGUGUCUGCGCGGACGCCUGCAGGCCGCCCAGUGUCUCCUGGACCGCGGGGCAGAGGUGAACCUCGCCGACAAGACCGGCCGGACUCCGCUGGACCUGGCCGCCUUCCAGGGCAACCCGGCCCUCGUGCAGCUGCUGAUGGACAGGGGGGCGAUGAUCGAGCACGUGGACAUCAACGGCAUGCGACCGCUGGACCGGGCCAUCGGCUGCCGCAACACCCAGGUGGUGCAGUGCUUCCUGCGCAAGGGCGCCAAGCUGGGGCCUGCCACCUGGGCCAUGGCCGCCGGCAAGCCCGAGAUCAUGCUCAUCCUCCUGGGCAAGCUGCUGGAGGACGGCAACGUGCUGUACAGGAAGUCCCGUCUGAAGGAGGCCGCCCACCGCUACCACUACGCCCUCAAGAAGUUCCCCGGCGAGGACCUGGGCGAGCACCAGACCACGUUCGACCAGCUGCGCAUCAACUUCCUGCUCAACCAGUCGCGCUGCAAGAGGAAGAUGAACGAUUAUGAGGAGGCGGUUGAGUUGGCCAAUCAGGUGCUGAAGAUGAAACCAGAUUCCUUCGAGGCCUACUACGCUCGAGCGAAAGCCAGAAUAGAUAUGAAGUUGCUGGGGGACGCGCUGGGAGACGUGCAGGAGGCGCUGAGGACCGCGCCGGCCGGCCGAGAGGUGCGCCGCCUGCUGUGCAAGGUGCGCGACGAGGUGCGCUCCGAGAUGUCGGGCCCCCAGCCGGGGCGACCUGGCCUGGCCACCUCCGUGGACACGCUCCUGGAGCCCGAGACCUGCGUCUGAGCCGCCCGCCCCGACACUCGCUCCUCCGAGCCUACCUGCUUGCGAGCGGGGGGCUUGAAGAUCCAGACAGGAGGAACGGAUUCAUCUUUCCUGUAAAACUAAAGGGACGAUGCUUGCACGAAACUUGGGGCUGCAAGGUAAUAAUGAACACAGCUGAUGAUAACGCAGACCUUGAGUGUUUCGUGAGUUCAUUCACUUGGCAGAGGCAAGGAGAAAGGAAUGCUGGAUGCGUGCCACUUCUGUGUCCACUCGAAUGAAGGGGGUUUCCCUUGAACAAAAAACACAUAUGUACUUCACUUUUGUUUGGAAAUGCAAAAAUUAGAAUUGAAUGUAAACUUGAACAUUUCUCGUUUUAAUUGCCCUAGGUUUAUUUCUUCCACUGCUAUUUUUUUUGGAAAACACCCCAACAUAAAGGUUUGCUUGGAAAGUUGCUCUUCGGGGUAAGCAUUACCUUUCAGCUCAUGCUUAAAUAUUUGCAUACGCACUGUUGAGUAGACUUUUGAAGGAACUCUGUUGAAUUUAAUUUUUUUUGCAUUAUUAGGUGCAAAAGUUUAAUAUUCAAUGUUUUUAGGGACGUGCAAAGAAAUAUAAAUAAAUACCUAUAAAACAAAACUGAAACUUUCUCCAUUUAAAUUCAAUGCUACUGUCUACUUUUUUAUUUAUAUAUAUAAACUCAUCUUGAUUGGUAAAAUAAUGUAAUUGCUCUGUGUUUUAUACCCCAAAAAAUUGAAAAAUUAUCUUUUUAGAGUUAAUUAUCCAUAUAAUUGUGCAACAACAUUUUUUAAAUUUAUUUUUAUUUUUUAUGAAAUAAGUUUUUUGAAAAGUCUACUCAUAAAUAUUGUUUCACUUUAAUAUUAAAUAAUGUGCCAUUAAUACUACAUAUUUCUAUACCAUAUUUUUGUGGCCAAACAGUUGCACAGUUGAAAGAAAUAUAUUUUUAAAAAUUAGGUAAAUACCUGAUAAUAUUUUCUUGUUUUAAAUAAGAAAGUUAAGAUUUUUGUAAUGUAAAAUUUUUUAAUGAAACAUAGUCUUUCAUUCAGUCAGAUUUGAUAUAUGUGUUCCUUUAAUGAUUUACGCAGUAAAUGUGGUUGUAGUAUUGUGACUAAACACAUGUUAUGAUUAGAGACAAGAUUAUAUGGUGAAUACUGAAUAGUGAUAAAAGCAUGAUAACAGUGAAAUGGAAGUCAAUACACGGCAAAAACCGAAAUCAUUGGGCAAUACACAACAUAACAUUGAAAUGCAAGGCAAAACACAAAUUAAAUCAAAAUUUUCCUCAGUUAAAUUAAUGUUUUAAUGUUAAAAUAUAGAAUUAUUUUCAUAUAUCUUUAGUUUAGGCUUUUAUUCAUAAACCUAUAAUAUUAUGUCCUAAGUAGAAACAUGAAUUCAGUUUAUAUUUAUGGUUUUAUAAAGGAAAUUAAAGCAGUCUAUAGCUGAUAGUAUUAGGUCUGUACAAAUAUUCAAAUUUUCGAAUAUCAAAACGAAUAUUUUAUUAUUCAUAUUUCAUUCUGUUUGGAAUACAUACACUCGAAAAAAUGAACAUUCAGUCGUUUAUGAAUGCAGCUGUGCGGGAUCUUGAAAAUCUGGAAAAUUUUGGGAUCAAAGAAAAUUUUAUAGUUGGGCAAAAUUUCCACAAUAUAGGUAUUCAUAAUCUUUUAGGGUUACUUAUGUGGAGAUUUUUUGCUACAGAUGGCCAAGUAAAUUUUGAGAAGACUAAUUUAGUAAAGCUGGAUUUAACACAGUAAUUCGGAACCAUACACACCCACGUGAUCAGCUAAAGUAUUUUACAGUAGGUGGGAUAAAAGUAGCAUUGCAGUUUAAAAAAAUGUUUAGCUGUACUUUUAAUUUUCAUAUUUAUAACUUUCUCAUAAACUAAGGAACUUAUAGAAUGAUUUAGUUGCAGUUUGUUGUGUAACUUUCAUCAAUAUAGUAUAUGUACACAUUUUAAGUAUCCUAUCGUUAAAUGCUGAAGCAAUUGAUCAACAUAAUUGGUUUUGGUGUGUACUUAUUAUUAGCCUAUGUGUGUUUUAAUUUUUAUGACGACGAUAAAGAUGAAAUCCACUAUUUUUGGUGAUGAAAUUUGCUGUUUUAUAACACCAUAAGAUCUUGGCUCUAGUUACGAUGUUCAAGGGAGGGCAUUUCAUGAGGUGACAGCCAAUCGCAAACCAGCGUGGCUCCAGAUUGCGAGGACCUCGCAGUUGGUGCUGACGCCAAGUGAUUCGCGAGCGCGCGGGUCUGUAGAGCUGGGAGUGCGAGGCUUGUCAGGCAUGUCAGGCGUGUGCACUGCCAGAGUCCCAGCAUGCACCUGUGUGCGCUGCAUCACGCCGAGCGAGGGAGGAGUCGAGAACAAACCCACAAGACUGAAUCUGAGGAGCAGAGCCAAUCAGGCAGCUCGUGUGUACCUGCUGAACUUUUCAACUCAGGCCAUAAAGUUGUUUUUAAUUUAAACUAAAAAUGCUGCUUCUGGAAAGAUUGUUUUCAAGCCAAGGCUAGAAGUGUAGAUUUGCAAGUUGUCUUAAGAUAUAAUAUAUUGAAAGGAGAAAAGUUGUAUGUAUUAGUUGUAACAUCAAUGUUCAUGGUUGAACAGAUAACUUGUAAUGGAUUAAUGCAUGGUUUACAUGGCUAAAUAGUGUACAGUAAUAAAUUUAUAACUGUUAUGGUUUCAAACAGUGUUUAAUAGUUCUCAACUAUCGUGAAUUGCAAAUGUGGUUGUGGUGCCAAUAGUUCAGCAUACACGUAGCUAUGGCUAGUUAUUGGCAUGCUAAUUUGUAUCCUAAAAUUUGCUUGUAACUGCAUAAAACUAUUUGUUAAGACAGUAGUGCCUUUCAUUUUAUAAGUAAAAAUCAAGUUGAUGAAUUUUAUGCAUAUAAUCUGAUAUCCUGUGUAUGUAGUUUAUGUCAUAUGCUAAUGUAAAAACCGAAUAUUUCCUAUAGUUAUUGCGGUUAACUACAUGCUGUUUUUUUUUUAUAUUCCUUUUAUGUACUCACCUAUGUGUUAAGUUAUCGAAUAUAAUUUUUUUUAUUAUAUUUGCAUAUAUCUUGCCAGUUGUAUAUUUUAUAUUAUGUAUUAUUUUGCUUGUUAUUUAAUGAUAAAAUCAAUAACUUAACUGUUGAAAUGUUAGAAACAUUAUAUAGGCAACAUGUUGUGUGUUUGUCAUGUGUUGAAAACCCAACAGCAGAGAGAGCUGGAGAUGUUAAGAGUGUGCUAUGGAGAAUAAACAUGAGCAGGAGUUCUUGCAAUGCAGAUGGA
Molecule: messenger RNA, 7631 nt
Organism: Bacillus rossius redtenbacheri
Lineage: Eukaryota; Metazoa; Arthropoda; Insecta; Phasmatodea; Bacillidae
Gene: rols
Product: protein TANC2
Exons: 23
Coding region: 105-4385 (1426 amino acids)
Molecular function (GO): protein binding
Source: RefSeq, a predicted model, not a curated record